Pecten maximus is the source of this 1876-nucleotide messenger RNA. Its product is annotated as retinal dehydrogenase 2-like. Bases 77 to 1570 code for a protein of 497 amino acids. NCBI's taxonomy places the organism in Eukaryota, Metazoa, Mollusca, Bivalvia, Pectinida, Pectinidae. The transcript has 14 exons. Gene Ontology annotation, molecular function: aldehyde dehydrogenase (NAD+) activity. The record is from RefSeq and is a predicted model, not a curated record.
CACUAUCUCUCGAUAGAGUCACACGACCAUCUCCCAGUGACCAGUCAGAAUAGGAUCCUGUUGAUAUUUCUCAGUUAUGGCAGGUGUGACCUUACCAGAGCCUAUCAAGAACCCGAAGGUCAAAUACACAAAGCUUUUCAUCAACAAUGAGUAUGUGAAUUCAGUCAGUGGAAAAACUUUCCCCACCCUGAACCCAAGUACAGGCGAAAAGAUAACCAAUGUUCAGGAAGGCGACAAGGCCGACAUCGACAAGGCAGUGAAGGCCGCACAAGCUGCAUUCGAGCCUAAAUCACCAUGGCGGAUGAUGAACGCCAGCCAGCGGGGGGUUCUCCUAAACAAGCUGGCUGACUUGAUGGAACGAGACAGAGUCUACAUAUCGAGUAUAGAAACAAUGGACAAUGGAAAGCCAUUCAGGGAUAUGUAUAUGAAUGACAUGACAAUGGCUAUCAACACAAUCCGGUACUAUGCCGGCUGGACAGACAAGAUCAUGGGAAGGACGAUCCCUGUCGAUGGACCAUUCUUUUGCUACACGAGACAUGAACCAGUGGGAAUAUGCGGACAAAUAAUUCCGUGGAACUUUCCUGUUCUGAUGAUGACGUGGAAAGUAGCACCUGCUCUAGCCUGUGGUAACUGUAUCGUGCUGAAACCUGCCGAGCAAACUCCACUAACGGCCCUGUACAUGGGAUCUCUCUUUAAAGAGGCUGGUUUCCCGCCAGGAGUUGUGAAUAUAGUGGCCGGAUAUGGUCCAACUGCUGGAGCUGCCAUCUCUAGUCACCCGAAUAUCAACAAAGUAGCCUUCACAGGUUCAACAGAGGUCGGAAAACUGAUUAUGAAGGCUGCUGCCGAUUCCAAUUUGAAGAGAGUCACACUGGAGCUAGGAGGCAAAAGUCCGAACGUUAUAUUCGCAGAUGCAAACUUGGAUUUCGCAGCAGAGAUGUCCCAUCAAGCGCUGUUUUACAACCAAGGUCAGUGUUGUACGGCGGGUUCAAGAACCUACGUCCAGGAGGAGAUCUAUGAAGAUUUCAAAGACAGGCUGGUCAACAGAGCUAAAGCCCGGACAGUAGGCGAUCCUUUUAACCCUCAGUUCGAAUCCGGACCACAGAUAGAUGAAACACAAUUCAAGAAGAUCCUGUCUCUUAUCGAUACCGGGGUAAAGGAAGGUGCCAAGCUGGAAUGUGGAGGGAAGGAAAUCAAAGGCAAAGGUUACUUCAUAGAGCCAACAGUGUUCUCUGGUGUCACAGAGAGCAUGACCAUCGGCAGGGAGGAGAUCUUUGGACCAGUUCAACAGAUAAUAAAGUUUAAGGACAUGCAGGAUUUGAUCGAGAAGGCCAACAAUACAGAAUACGGACUGGCAGCUGCCAUAUUUACUAACGAUCUUGAGAAAGCAAUAACCUUCAGCAAUAAUGUCAAGGCUGGUUCAGUGUGGGUAAAUGCCUAUAAUGUUAUCUGUCCACAAAGUCCUUUUGGGGGAUUCAAAAUGUCCGGAAUAGGACGAGAACUGGGAGAAUACGGUCUUCAACAAUAUACAGAAGUCAAAACUGUUCUGAUGAAUCCGAUGACCAAACUUUAGAGCUAUCCGGAUUGUAUUCACACAGGAGCCAAACAGAAACAUAUUUAGAUAGUGUUAAUAAGUAGCUACGUAUACGUAUUGACUUUAAAAGACUGUGAUAUAGCAACGCACUUAUAAAACAAGUUUAUCAUCACUGUUCGUUCGCAAACGUAAGAAGUUUCGUUCGCCAAUCAUAAAGAAGUAGAGUAGUACUUUUAGUAGUUAUUUUAAACAUUAUUUACCAAAUUAGUGGGAAAGUACGGUAAACUUAAUCGGCAUAUCUAAAUUGCUAUAUGAUGUAGAAUAAAUGAAAUUUGCCGAUAUCAA